Messenger RNA from Colletotrichum aenigma, 1173 nucleotides. RefSeq names its product Gamma-glutamyl cyclotransferase gliK (gene gliK). The record is from RefSeq and is a predicted model, not a curated record. NCBI's taxonomy places the organism in Eukaryota, Fungi, Ascomycota, Sordariomycetes, Glomerellales, Glomerellaceae. The coding region runs from base 1 to 1173 and encodes 390 amino acids. The transcript has a single exon. Gene Ontology annotation, molecular function: gamma-glutamylcyclotransferase activity.
AUGGCAUCCUCACGACACUGCGACUCCCUCGCCCUGCUAACCCGCCUGCACGAAGCAACCUCCAAACCGAAGAACUCCUACCCGCCCAUCUCGAGCAUCCCACGCACAUCCCCCUCCCGCCUCGCCGCCGCCUCCUCCGAAUCUGCCUCCGAGGCGACGUCCGUCCUCUACCUCGCCUACGGCUCCAACCUCUCCGCCGAAACAUUCCUCGGCGCACGCGGCAUCCGGCCCCUCUCCCAAACAAACGUCUCCGCCCCCGCGCUCUCCCUCAUCUUCGACCUGCCAGGCCUGCCGUACCGCGAGCCGUGCUUCGCCAACACCACACCCCGAAAGGUCCCGCAGCUCCCGGACCCGUCUGACCCGCCGAAACUGCCGCCCGUCCCGCCGCUGCCGCAACCACCACACUCAACCGCGGAUGUGGAGAAGGGAGCACCCAGGAAGACGCCCCCGGAUCUGGGCUGGUCCAAGGGCCUCUACGGCGUCGUCUACGAAGUCACGCCGCAAGACUACGCCACCAUCGUAGCCACCGAGGGCGGCGGGUCGUCCUACCUCGACAUCCUGACGCCCUGCAUCCCCCUCCCGCCGCGCGUGUCUGUGCCCGAGAAGCCGCCGAUUGACAUCCCGAAGCCGUUCUUCGCGCACACGCUCUACUCCCCCGCGAUCCCCGACGACGAUAAGAACCCAAAAGACGGCGACGAUGGUGAUAAGCCCUCCGACCCGCGCAAAAAAUGGUACUACCACCUCAUAACCCCCCCGCGCCGCCCGGACCCGACCUACGCACAGCCCUCCGCGCGGUACCUCAAGCUCAUCACCGACGGCGCCGCCGAGCACGAGCUGCCGGACGACUACCAGGCCUGGCUUGCUUCGCUGCAGCCGUACACGGUGACGAGCUGCCGGCAGCAGCUGGCGCAGUGGCUGCUGACUGGCAUCUUCUUCCCGGUGAUGCUGCUCUUCUUCCAGCUGAACAAGUGGAUCGCGAAUAAGGAGGGGAAAGUGCCGCUGUGGCUGGGGGUGAGUCUGAGUGUGGUGUUUAAUAUGUUGUGGAUGGGGUAUGAUGCGGUGCUGAAGCGUGUGUUUGGGGAUGGGGAGAGGACGGAGGAGGAGGACAAGAGGUGGAGGCGGGCGCCGGCUAGCGAUGUGGAGAAAAUGAAUUUGUUGAUGCGGGAUUGGUAA